ACACACACACACACACACACACACAUAAAGACUAAAGUGGGACUGAAGCUGGAGUGGGGCUCCGAAGUCUGUGCGCCGCUGUAGUUGUCAGCAGAGAACGUCGUGACGGCGCUGCCUUGGAAACACUCUUUAGAGUUGGAGCGCAAGUGUGUUAGGGGAAGGUGGGUGGGGGGUGCGUGGGGAAGAAGUGAUAGCCUUAGGACAGAUAAGCUCCAGGGAAGGGAAAAAGGGAGGGAACAAGGGAGGGAGGAGGAGUGAGGUGGGCAGCUCUCUGAGGAAAGAGGGAGUCUCUCUUUCUGUCUCAGACUUGCUGUGUGCUGGUGUCUUCUUCCUCCUGUCUGCUCGGGUCCUCUCUCUCUCUCUCACCCUCUCUCCCUCUCUCCCUCUCUGCCGGUGGCUGGAGGAGUUUAGCUGUGUUUUGGCUGCCUGUCAGGAUUUGAACAUGGACUGAACACGCGGCUAGACAUGAGAAGAGCCACUGGAGACUCGCUGAAGCACCAGCUGCUGUUCCUGGAAGAGUUCACUACGUCAGCUGCACCGCAUACUGUCUGUGCACGCAUGAGAUCACUUUUGUAGGCUUUAUGAAUGAGUGGUAGAAGAGCUGUCUUCCUGAAUAUGUUUGUGGCAUGAAACCAGAUCGCAUACAUCUUUCAUUUAUCACCUCCCUCAUCUCCCACCACCAGUCUUCCAUCAGGAACUCUCACCACAGCUCCACCGCAUUGAUGAGGUAACGUCACGCUCUACGCAGCGCAGCACCCACCUGCACAAACACCACCCUGCCCCCUUCUUUCCCCCUCCUUCUGUCAACCCUUCCAUUGCGGCCAUGGGGCAGAAGAUCUCCAGCGGCAUUAAAUCGGUCGAUGGUCGCGGGGAAAGCGUUGGCUCCCCAUCCUACCGACCUCUGGCUCAUCGCCGACAGCACCCAGAACUGAGGGACCCAGAUUUCUCCAAACCUCCCAGGCUGGAUCUCCUGCUGGACAUGCCAUGUGCUGGAAUGGAGACCCAGCUACGUCAUGCGUGGAACCCUGAUGACCGCUCACUCAACAUCUUCAUCAAAGAAGAGGAUAAACUGACGUUUCACCGCCACCCAGUCGCUCAGAGCACGGACUGCAUCCGGGGGCGGGUCGGAUACACACGGGGUCUCCAUGUGUGGAAGAUCCACUGGCCUGCCCGGCAGCGUGGCACCCAUGCCGUGGUUGGGGUAGCGACCACAGAAGCUCCUUUACAUUCUGUUGGGUACACUGCACUGGUUGGGUCGGACUGUGAAUCCUGGGGCUGGGAUCUAGGACGCAACAGGCUCUACCACGAUAGUAAAAACAGGGCCCACAGCUCGCUGCCCUCUUAUCCUUCAUUCCUGGAGCCUGAGGAGUCUUUCACCCUGCCGGACUCUCUGCUAGUGAUACUGGACAUGGACGAAGGGACGCUGAGCUUCAUGGUGGAUGGGCAGUAUCUAGGAGUCGCAUUUAGAGGACUGAAAGGCAAGAAGCUGUAUCCCAUUGUCAGUGCCGUGUGGGGACAUUGUGAGAUAUCCAUGAAGUACAUCAACGGCUUGGAUCCCGAGCCUCUUCCUCUUAUGGACCUGUGUCGACGUGCCGCCCGCCUGGCGUUGGGCCGGGAGCGGCUUCAGGAGAUCGAGAGCCUCCCUCUGCCACAGUCCCUGAAAAAUUACCUCCAAUACCAGUGACUUGACACCAGCAUGGUCAACUGGGAGUACACGGACACAAACCGGACCACCAGAAAAAGAUGGAGGGAUGAAAAAAAUAAAGAAUGCAAAGAGCCAGUGCUGGAUGGAAGAAUGUCUACACUGAGAGCACCAUAGCUCUACAAAAGAUGGAUUUAUAAAAGAAUGGAGAGAAAGGUGGUGGAUGAACUGACUAAGGAAAGCCCAGGCUUUCAGACAAAGAGCAGGACAGCACCAGCUUCUUUUGGAUUUCCAGCUGCUUUUUUCAUUUCGUUUUUGACUUGAAAUAAAUUAUUAAUGAUGGUAUCCCAUCAGUUUCUCACUCAUCCAGAAACCCCCAUCCUCUGAUGGCUCGGUGUAGUUAAGAGGUGACAGUGUUAAGAUGAGCACUGCCACCUAGUGAUGAGAAUAAAAAACUGCGCAGAGAAGCACACUAAUCCUACCCCUGGAGGCCUUUCUGACACACACAGUCAGUGACCAUAUCAUUACUGUUGGAUACCAUAGUGUGUAUUCAUAGUCUCCACUAGCACAGGUGGCAGGCUGCACAGCCCAGAUGUCCAAGAGGAUUUUAGCACUAAUGUUGUCUUUAUCUGAUUGACGCGGGGCCAGACCAAAAGCUCACUUCGAGUACUGAGUAGAGCAAAACAUGGCUGCAAGCUGUAUGCAAGGUCCAGUAAUAAGAAGUAAAGCAUGCAGAACUUAUCUCCUGACUUUAUGCUGACAUGUAAUGAGAGUUGAGUCCUUUUCAGACUUGGAGUAAGCGGCAUUUCUAAGUUUAAGUGAUGGCUUUUUGUUAUUCAGAAUUGGUUAUACAAAAGUUCGUCACGGCUGUAUUCACGGUGCUCGUACACUACUUAGCAGGUGGUGCGCGAGAAGGAGCGGUGGAGCUAAACAUUAGUGAUGCAAAGGAAGAAAAGCAGAUCACUGAUGGUUUUUAACAUUCAUUUUACCAUUUAAGUCUUCCUUAAUGACCGCUGUCAGAGGGAUUUAUUUAUUAACACUCAUUUUAUUUUGCCGUGUAUUCUCUUAUAUCAUGUCACGUCAGACAGUACACAAGUACAGAAUGACAAGGCAUUACAUUUGGACUCCUGUUUGCUUAAAUGCUGUUUGUAAAGUGUUUUUAUAUACAGGAUAGUCAUCAUUUCAUCGAUGCAGUUAGUCUGAGAGAAAGUUUAAAAAAAAAAUAGAGUCGCAUGAGUAUUUUGCAAGUUUUUUUUAACCACCUGUGCCCCAUGUGGCAAAGAGAAAUAAAUAUCCUUUUUAUAGUCUGACCUGACAUGAGAACAGUCCUCUCGACAACUUAAAAUUCACCCAUUUACAGUGUUUUGAUGUCUUUUCAACAAAUCAUAAUUACAUAUUAAAUUUGUCUCAGUGCUCUUUAUGUUCCUGAAAACCUAUUCCCUGUAACAUUAAAUAUUCUGAAAUUAAUAAGCACCCAUCUAAAAGACAUCUAAUUUCCUUUUCUGGUCUGCGUGGGUGUAAUUUGAUCAGGUUUGCUUGACCCAAACAACUCAGUAAUUACUCAUCAAAUUUGAAUCCAGAUGUACAAAUAUAUAUAAAUUUCUGUGUUUGUGUAGGACUCCUCUGAUCAUAGUAAGAAGCAGAAUGAGAAAAUACUUUUUAGGCCCUUUAAUAAGGGUACAAAACAUGCAUUUAAUCCUUUAAUGUGCCCACAUUGUGCUGCUGUGGCCUUAAUGCUGAUAUUAAAUUAGGACUUGCACUGUGUGGGAAGUGUUAUGGAAAUGUUACAAGGUCUGACUUAUUAAGAUUGCCACCGUGAUUAACGAGCUGCAUGUCUGAAAAGGGCUUUAUUUAAGAAACACACAGGAUAAAACUGCCUGUGGUUUAUAGUAGUGUUACUGUUGUACUGACAACCAUUUCUCACAGGUCACUAAACCAUGUGUCAUGAUGUCAAUCACAACCAAAGUAUUUCAUGUUCAUCCACGGAGUGCGUGAAUGUGUCUGUAGGAGCCGUAGGUCACAGGCCCGUCUUAGUCUAACUAGUGCUAACGUGCUGUUGGCAGUAGGAAGAGCCUCACCUGGUAUUGUAGCACCCAGCUGUAGCUCACUGGUAUCAUACAGCAUCUUUCUGCACUCCACACAACUGUCUUAAUGACCACAAACAAAGAAACAAAACAGAAGCAGAGCAGAUCUGGUCUCGCUGGAUCUAUAAUAAAGACUGGAGCGGGAUGGAGGAACAUUACUGCUGCUGCAGCGGCAGAGCAGAUGCGUUUCUGGUUCAGAAUAGGGGGCAGAUGACCAAUGCACAACGACAACAACAACAACAACACACACACACACACACACACUGUAGACCAAUCAUGUUUUCUUUCCUAAAAAAAGCUUGAGUCACUUUUUUUUUUUUAAACUUCUGAGUUUGUAUCUUACAUUAUUGUUAUUAAUAUUAUUGUGAGUGUGGAGUCUGAUUCUGAUGAUGGUAGGAUGGUGAUGAUGAUGGUGAUGAUGAUGAUGAUGAUUAUUUAUCACAAGCUAGUUCUUUGUUUUUUUUUUAACUGAUCAUUGAUGGUUACAUUCAGGUAAAUUUAAUACAAAGAUGCUGGCGAUGAAGGGAGAGAGAAAUGAAAGGUUGUUUUCUUCAAUGCUGCUUUUAUUAUUAUUAAUAUUAUUAUUGUUGUUGUUGCUGUUAAUAUUAUUUUUAUUAUUUGUAAUGGUGGUGUUCUUACCUCCAGUUUUCAUCAGUUAGGAUGAGGAGAACAGGACCAUUAAGAAAAGUAGUAGAAUGUAUGGACAGAUGGUGGAGUUGUGAUGUCAACAGAUAUGAAAUGUGAAUAAAAGCCAAGUGAAUUUCAAAAA
Messenger RNA from Scatophagus argus, 4495 nucleotides. RefSeq names its product SPRY domain-containing SOCS box protein 4-like. Gene Ontology annotation, cellular component: SCF ubiquitin ligase complex. The record is from RefSeq and is a predicted model, not a curated record. The coding region runs from base 824 to 1684 and encodes 286 amino acids. Gene Ontology annotation, biological process: proteasome-mediated ubiquitin-dependent protein catabolic process. Gene Ontology annotation, molecular function: protein binding. The transcript has 4 exons. Lineage: Eukaryota; Metazoa; Chordata; Actinopteri; Scatophagidae.